AACGCUACAGAAAACAUUUGGAAGAAUAUACUAUCUAAUAUUUAUUUUCUUCCCCAAUACAAUUUAAUGUUAUGGUUUAAGCCAGCUCAGCCAUUAUUGUGAAAUUUGGAAGGCCAUUUCCAGGUUUCCAAAACCAUUCCCUGAUUAUACUCUUCCUAUUCUCCUCUAUUUAAUAUCAUAUAUGGAAGGUUUGGUGGUGAUAUAGUUGUUCCCAGGACCCAGGUUUCACUCUUGAAGAUUGGAUUCUCAUUGGAUUGCUUGGCUUCACCUUUGUUUUUUUUCCUUUCCUUCUUUGACGUCAAACACCCUCUAAUCUAAGGAAACGUGUAGCCAACUUUCCUUUCCCAACUACCCUCUUCUUUUUCUAGUCUACCCAAGUUCUUUGAAUUACCAGUAACAUUUGUUUGAUUUCUCAGUUGAAAAGAAGGGGAGAAAAAAAUAGUUUGGGCUUUUCUUUUUUGAGUAGUUUUGUGUUAUGGGGUCCAUUCAUACUUAACCUGCAUUCUCCUUUCAAGUUGCCUCUCACUCUGUUUCACCAACAACACCGCACCACCAAACUUGAUUCUUUUUUUCACUCAUUGAGAGGUUGAAGUUUUGGCCUUUUCUUGUUCUUUUGAUAGAAAAAUAGCAGGACAUUGGCAUUGUGUUAUUUGGUUUUUGAGAUUUCUUGUAUUUUUUGAUGGCUUUGAAGUGUGUUCCGAUCUUCUUUUGUUCUCAAAAGCCUCAGUCUCUUCUUGAGAUACCAGCUUUGGGGUAUAGCCGAGGUAGGAUUGUGUUGGAUUUGAGGACUAUUAGAUUGGAAUGCUGUGCUUUGGGUGCUUCAGCACAAAGUGCUAUUUGUCUUGUUGAAGACGAGAAGCCUGGGGCCAAGACAUCUCCCACUGGGAAGAUUGAUAACGAUGGGAACACAAUCUCAAGGGGGUUUCACAAGGACUUGAAUCUUCUUCCUAAACCGCUGUCCAAAACCGAUCUAUCUCCAUUUCCUGAUGAUGGUUCAAACGUGCGGGUUGCUUUUCAGGGAAUCUCAGGUGCAUAUGGCGAGGAUGCUGCCCUUAAAGCAUACCCUAAUUGUGAGACUGUGCCAUGUGACCAAUUUGAAGCAGCAUUCAAUGCAGUUGAACUUUGGUUGGUGGAUAAGGCAGUUCUCCCCAUUGAGAAUUCUGUCGGUGGUAGUCUACACCGUAAUUAUGAUUUACUCCUCCGGCAUAGGCUACACAUCGUGAGGGAGGUACUGUUGGUUGUUAACCAUUGCCUCUUGGCAUUGCCUGGUGUUGAAAAGCAGGAAGUGAAACGUGUUUUAAGCCAUCCCCAGGCACUUGCUCAAUGUGAGAUGGCACUUGCCAAAAUGGGCAUUGUUAGAGUCAGUGCUGAUGAUUCUGCUGGUGCAGCUAAGAUAGUUGCUUCGAGUGGAAGAAGGGAUAUGGGUGCAAUAGCAAGUGCUAGAGCCGCUGCAUUAUAUGGGCUUGACAUUCUUGCAGAAAAAGUCCAGGACGAGGAUGAUAAUGUUACCAGGUAUUUGGUACUCACAAGAGAACCCAUAAUUCCUGGAACUGACAGGCUUUAUAAGACCAGCAUAGUUUUUACUCUAGAAGAAGGUCCUGGCAUGCUAUUUAAAGCUUUGGCUGUGUUCUCCCUAAGGGGUAUUAAUUUGUCAAAGAUAGAGUCUCGACCACAAAAAGGGCGUCCUCUAAGGGUGGUCGACGAUUCUAACAAAGGGAGUGCCAAGUACUUCGACUAUCUUUUUUACAUCGACUUUGAAGCUUCUAUGGCAGAACAGCGUGCUCAAAAUGCUUUGGAACAUUUACAGGAAUAUGCCAGAUUUCUCCGAGUCCUCGGUUGCUAUCCAAUGGAUGAAGUUCUAUAGAUGGAUUACCCCCUGCCCUCCAAGGGAGAGUACAUUUUGUCAAUAUAUUUAUUUUUCUGCCAAACCAGCAAGAUGGUGACGGCUCAACCCCCACAGGCAAUGUACAUACAAGUCCUGCUGAAGAUGGAUGAAGAGUUUCCUGGAAUAUGUUGAAAGCUUUACUUUAUUAGUUCAAAAGCUUCUUCGACAUGAUCCACUCUCUUUCUUUCCAUUCUUUUUAGCCCCCAUGGUGUUUCUUCAUCCUCCUAAAGGAUGCUGUGCCAUGUGAAAUUUCAUCCAAAAUCACAGUUAUACAAUUGAUCCCUAUUGAGGUCCUUUUAAAUCUUUGCAAAUUAAGAUUGGAUACUUACAAAGUAUAUUUAGUUUUAUUUUAAAGGGUAAAUUACACCAACAGUAAUUCAACAAAAGAUAUUAAUGGUUAAGUUUAGGGCCACAAUGAUUAAUAGAAGAGAAGCAGUUGAUGUUGUCUGGACUAAA
Messenger RNA from Gossypium raimondii (Peruvian cotton), 2341 nucleotides. RefSeq names its product arogenate dehydratase/prephenate dehydratase 1, chloroplastic. Gene Ontology annotation, molecular function: prephenate dehydratase activity; arogenate dehydratase activity. The coding region runs from base 680 to 1864 and encodes 394 amino acids. Gene Ontology annotation, cellular component: chloroplast; cytoplasm. The transcript is spliced from 11 exons. Gene Ontology annotation, biological process: L-phenylalanine biosynthetic process. The record is from RefSeq and is a predicted model, not a curated record. NCBI's taxonomy places the organism in Eukaryota, Viridiplantae, Streptophyta, Magnoliopsida, Malvales, Malvaceae.